Gamsiella multidivaricata is the source of this 1713-nucleotide messenger RNA. RefSeq lists its product as uncharacterized. NCBI's taxonomy places the organism in Eukaryota, Fungi, Mortierellomycota, Mortierellomycetes, Mortierellales, Mortierellaceae. The coding region runs from base 1 to 1713 and encodes 570 amino acids. The record is from RefSeq and is a predicted model, not a curated record. The transcript is spliced from 3 exons.
AUGCGCUGUGCUGCCAGCCUUGGCCAUCCCCUGCCCCUGUCCCAUUCAGCAGUGGAUUCACCAAAGAUUGGCUUUCAGCAGUCUGCUACCCUUCAUCAUUGUCAUCAGCAACAGCAGCAACAGCAACAACAACAGCAGCAACAGCCGUAUCAACAGCACACGCAGCAACCGCAACAGAGGCAGCGAAGCUAUCAUCCCAUAGUCCCAGCACCGACCCCUUUAGCUGCUCACCACCAACAAAGCCAUCAACUCCCUCCUCUCGACCCUUCAUUAAUCCUUAACACCGGCAACGACAGCUUCAGCACUGGGAACUACCUCAACACAGGAAGCCACUUAAACGCCGAGCAGUACUUCAACAGCAGCGGACUGGACUCCAGCCAAUCGAGUGCCUCUUCGCACAUCCAAACAGCACCUGCCUUUUACAACCUCACGGGACCCGGCUCAAGUGGCUCUGGAUCGGCCGCCAGUGCCUUGACUGACAGCAUCGGAUACGCCUUCCUCAGGCCUGGAUUAUAUGGCAUCCAGACCAGUCGAUCACAACAUUCACAGUCUACGUCAGCUAUAGCGGCAAUGUACCCGAGCUAUGCUUCAACUUCAGCAGACCCCGGUUCGACUUCAGCGGACGCCAGUUCGACUUCGAGGGAUGCCGACUCAACUUCAAAGGCGACCAACUCGACCUCGAAGUCCAAGUCAGCCAAGAGAUCGAGAGCCAAGUCGGCCGCAAUGGCAACUGCUGAUUCAGAUGCGGAAGCGAAUGCAGAUGCAGACCAGCAUCAAGGCGGGGGAGUUUGGAACAAACCAGGGAUGAGUGACUUUACGGAUUGGAUUACAAACCGAACAAACUACGAAAGACUCACCAGAAAAGGACAGAAAGUAACGGAAAUGCACAAAGCGAUCGCCAACUACGUCAACUCAAAGAACCCAGGAUUCUCAGAGCAGGAGCUAUGGGAUGAAGCACUUGCCAAAGGGCGAUUGUCUUAUGCGAAGAAAAACUAUAGGCUAGCAAUCGAGGUGUCAAAAAAAACCGGCGCUGGAGACAAGCCAGGAAAAACCCUACUUCAACAAAUGCAGGUGCAUGUUCCGCAGUUUGAGAGAUACGACCAAGUCUUUGGAAAUAGUCUCUCCCAAAACUCUGUAGACCCCUACGAAACACUCGUCUUAGGCGACACUCAUCCUCUCCAGCCCCAAGAUUCGGAUUCGGAACCAGAACAAGCAUCAGACCUCUCUUCAAUAGGAGAGAGUGAUGAUGUUACUGACUUGGCCGAGCGCCAGCCCACGCCUUUGAGUAAGACGAUUAGAGGAGUAGUUGAGGCCAGGGAUAGGGGUCGAGCACGCAAGCGUGCAAAACGUGGGCAGAUACCGGAAUCGAUCGAGCAAGCAAUUACUAGUCUCAACGCAUCGUCGGCAGGACAAGACGAGCAACUGAUCGAUGCGAGAAAUGAGCGUUCAUGGCUCAAUGACGAAAAAGUAGGAUUUAGGGUGGCGCAACUGGCUCAGUCGACUGAGAAGGAGAAGAUGCUGCAGAUGCAACAGGAUCUCAUGCAGGCCCAGAGGGAACUUUUUGCCGAUCAGAGAAAUUUUAUGAAGGAGAAAGAAGUGUUCCUACAAGCCAAGGCGCAGUUUAAGGCAGAGAAGGCGCUGUUUGAGCAAAAGUUUGGUCGGGAGGUAGUAGUCACAGAUGAACAGGUAGUUUACAGGAAUGUGCUGAAGUAA